CCGCUUUUAAUUUUCUACUCGAUUCAAAACACUGAUUCUUGAAUUUUUAUGGAAAUCAAGUUAAAUUAAGAAGAUAUCUUUACGCAUAGUCGGAAGAAGUAAAGCUGAAAAGAGAUAUUAUCAGACAAUCUCGAAGAAAUCUAAGCUCGAAGGCGACUUGGACCUUGCCUGCGGAGAACGUCGUGAGCACAACGGCGAAGGACGCCGGAUGCCUGACGUCGCGACGCUUCGUGGGACUUGACAAGAGCAGACAGGACGAUGAGCGUCAGAAUAGUUGUGAGUGUCACCGAGCUUACGAAUAUGGAUGCCAAGGAUCGUUAUCUUGUCGAGGGUAUCGCACUCUCUACAGCCACCGAGGAUGUGGGAGACGGGCCCCAAGGGCACGAAAACGACACCGAUUCAUAUUCGUUGUCACAUCUCGAUCCACCCACCGACAGUGUUUAUAUGAUAUAUGGAGUGUUGAUCGCUAUGCUUUUGGUCGGCAUCUUGAUCGUCCUACUUGCCGUAACGAUCAGCAAGCUGCGGAAACGCGAGGACCACCAUUCGAGCACGGACGCGGUGCAUCCUGAGGCGACAGUGGUGCAGACGGCUACCUCGCCCGGGACGAUCGCGACGAUCGCGACGACGCCGGCGCACCCCGACGAUUGCCGCACGCAGAUAUCGACCGACAUCGGCAACGGUGUCUGCAACGAGCACGUCUACGCCGCGACGACCGUCACGCCGUCAGCCAAUCCCGUCGAGCCGUUCGCGUGGCAGUUCCCGCCUCCGUAUCCACCACCCCACGUGCCAUCGGCGCAGUACACGUUGUACAACGAUCAGGAUACUCUUGUACACGCCUUGCCGUCGCAUAGGCCUGGAUUCGCGAAGGGCUUCCGUAAGAACCUCGGUGGACGCUGGCGUCGGUUGGUGAAACGAAAAGCCGAGUCAGAUACCUGUGCCAUUCCUCCCGAACUGAAGGAUCAGCUGAAGACCAUCUAUGUCUAUUGACAGCCGAAAGCCUGUCCUGAGAAAGAGUCUCCGAAAAUUAUCAAUGAAAAUCUGUCAAACAGAAAAAAAGAUUGAUAAAAACAAGAGGCUCUAGUCAAAAAGUUGAGAAAAAUAUGAAAGAGAUUGACAAGAAAUGAAAUGAAGAUUAGGAAGAAAAAUAAAAAAAGGAUCUGAAGAGAUUAAAACAUGCUAGGAAAAUGAAGAAAAGUGAUAAAAACACAAAGAUAGCUGAUAAUAACGAAAAUG
Molecule: messenger RNA, 1233 nt
Organism: Camponotus floridanus (Florida carpenter ant)
Lineage: Eukaryota; Metazoa; Arthropoda; Insecta; Hymenoptera; Formicidae
Exons: 7
Coding region: 259-987 (242 amino acids)
Source: RefSeq, a predicted model, not a curated record